UGGUAACUCGUUCUUAUUGUUAACAGCAGACGACCAAAGUGCUGGAUCAGUAGUCAUAAGCACCAUGAAAAGUCAACUCAUCUUAUUGAUCAUCGGUGUACUUUGUUUUGCAACCAGUUCUGCCAGCAAUUCAUCAUCAAAGGGGGUUAUGGAGAAGAUCUUCGAAGAUUACGAUAAAGAUUUAAGACCAAACCACGAAGGUGGACCAAUUGAGGUGUCGGUCAGUGUUUACGUGAAUUCAUUUGCAAAUAUCGACGAGACGAGUAUGGAAUACAAAGUAUAUUUCUACCUUCGCCAAUACUGGAAGGACGAUCGUCUCGUUGGAAAAGUCAACCAUACUUUAGCCAUGACAGGAUUGUCUGCAUCACAACUGUGGAAACCCGAUGCGUACUGUGAAAACGCUAGGGAAUCAAAUCUUGCGGAGGCGAGUGAUUCGGUUAACAGUUUGGUGUUCUUACAUCCUGAUGGACUGGUGUUAUACAGCAGACUUUCCCAAGUAACUGCAGAGUGUAAGAUGGAUCUCAGGGACUUUCCAAUGGACACUCAGAAGUGUAAUCUUGUAUUCGGAAGCUACAGCUAUCCCACUUCAGAUAUUGUCUACAAGUGGCGAGAUGACAGUGCUGUAGAAGUUGGACGGCGCGAGCUUGCUCAGUUCUACUUCAAGUCAAGCCAACUGGCGAGCAACACUGCGGUCCUUUCAACAGGCAACUUCUCUCUCAUAUCAGUACAUUUUUUAUUUGAACGUCGCCUUGGUUACUUCUUGAUCCAAGUAUACGCGCCAGACAUCUUCAUUGUCAUGCUCAGUUGGAUAGUCUUCUGGAUGGACAGAAAUGACAUAGGCAAUCGUAUGGCCCUGGGAAUCACUACAAUACUGACUAUCAUGUUCCUUAUGGGAUCUAUCAAUGCUGCCAUGCUGCGUGUCAGUUACCCUAAAGCACUCGAUUGGUAUCUUAUGGUGUCCUUCACCUUCAUAUUCUUGGCUCUUUUCGAAUGUCUCAUAGCAUAUGGUAUCGAAAUCUCCGCAUCCAAAUCCAAAACCAAUAGUGAUCUAGAAUACGAAGAGGUCCAAAAGGAAGGGAAGUCUGUCGCAUAUUGGAUUGAUUACGUUUCUCGAAUCCUCUUUCCUUCUCUGUUUGCUGUAUAUAACAUAUAUUACUGGGGGUUGUACGAGUUUACUUAAGCCUAGCCCACGUCUCAACGCGAGACUUCUCACCGACUGCUGCAGUAACUUUUUUAGAGCCAUGUCAAUACUUUGAUCGAUCAUCAUUCUUAUUCUCUUUUGUUAUACUUUAAUCACUAGUAUCUCUGCCAGUAGGUACCCGCCUCAGGGAAAUAUCCAAGGUUUUCACUAGGGAUUUUAACCCUCUGGAUCCGCCCUUCCCUCUUUAUCUAACGGGAAGGGGAGUUGAAUGUGUCAGCUUCAGGGGAGAGAGAGAGAGAGAGAGAGAGAGAGAGA
Molecule: messenger RNA, 1456 nt
Organism: Actinia tenebrosa (Australian red waratah sea anemone)
Lineage: Eukaryota; Metazoa; Cnidaria; Anthozoa; Actiniaria; Actiniidae
Product: gamma-aminobutyric acid receptor subunit beta-4-like
Biological process (GO): monoatomic ion transmembrane transport
Cellular component (GO): membrane
Molecular function (GO): extracellular ligand-gated monoatomic ion channel activity; transmembrane signaling receptor activity
Source: RefSeq, a predicted model, not a curated record